AUGACGCAUCGUUUGGGUCGUGAAAAAAUCCUGCGGGAAUUCGAACUGUCCGAAGGAGAACUCGAGGAACGUGGUAAAUUUGAUGUUCAAAAGUACAAUGGCGCUAGAAAUCGACAACUACAGGCCCAUGGCGAAGGUAGAGCGAAAUUGGUUAAUGGUUCUCGAUAUGAGGGACACUUUCGAAAGGGAUUACCGCACGGCAAGGGGCGUCUGUUUAUCAGAGACGGCUAUCAUUAUGAUGGUGGUUGGCGUAAAGCUCUCAGGCAUGGAAUGGGACGAAUGCAUUAUCCGGACUGUUCUUGGUACCAGGGAGAGUUUCGUAAAGAUUUGCGUCACGGUUGUGGCAAUUACUAUUAUCCGAACGGGGCUCAAUACCAAGGGAACUGGUUCAAGGACCAACGGCACGGAGUCGGAUGUUACACGUUCAGUGAUGGUAAUAUUAUGCUGCGAGGUACCUGGAUCGAAGGUGUUGCUCGAGGUCCCGCAGAGGUGGUUAUGGAGGAUUGUCGUUUCCAUGGAUACUGGGAAGGAGAUUUUCCUAGAGGGCCAGGAUAUUUCAGUUUCGCGGCAAAGAUUAUGGUCAAGGGUAAGUUUUAUAUCGACGAGAGAGAAGGAGGCGAAACAAGAACACUUAUAUGGAAACCAGAAGCGUUUGAAAAUUACGACUACUCAAAGUUACCUUUAGAGCCUAUCCCAUUUCCAGUGGAACAAUCAGACAUUUCGGAAACUAGCUCCUCUGACGAGGACGAAUGUCUUUCUCUCGAAUCUAGCAUUGUAUUGAGCGAAUAA
Molecule: messenger RNA, 789 nt
Organism: Sabethes cyaneus
Lineage: Eukaryota; Metazoa; Arthropoda; Insecta; Diptera; Culicidae
Gene: Rsph1
Product: radial spoke head 1 homolog
Exons: 2
Coding region: 1-789 (262 amino acids)
Cellular component (GO): cytosol
Source: RefSeq, a predicted model, not a curated record